Molecule: messenger RNA, 2536 nt
Organism: Patella vulgata (common limpet)
Lineage: Eukaryota; Metazoa; Mollusca; Gastropoda; Patellidae
Product: zinc finger protein OZF
Exons: 2
Coding region: 160-1377 (405 amino acids)
Biological process (GO): regulation of transcription by RNA polymerase II
Molecular function (GO): RNA polymerase II cis-regulatory region sequence-specific DNA binding; DNA-binding transcription factor activity, RNA polymerase II-specific
Source: RefSeq, a predicted model, not a curated record
CCAACAACUCGCAACUCGCGACGUUUGCUCAGGGUUUCUUCUGACUUUGAAGAAUUUUAGUGCAAACUUAUUGAAAUUAUUGUUUGAAAAUUAUCUGAAUCAGCAAUUACAGCGUAUUUUGUGUAGAAAAACGGGCAAUAAGAAUAAAAAAGCCAACUAAUGGAAGCUAAUGAUGUUAAAACUGUUUAUCAGUGUACAGUAUGUGAUGAGAUAUUUCAAAGAUAUGAUGAUUUAGAAAAACACAAUGAAAUACACAUUAAAGAAGAGAAAAUUAUUGAUGUCGAUGAAUAUUGUCAUCUUAAAGAAAAGAAAACUGAUGAUGUAGAUGGAUAUUGUCAUAUUAAAGAAGAGAAAACUGAAGAUAUUGAAGCUGUUUAUCAGUGUAAUUUAUGUGAUGAAGAAUUUAAAUCUGACGCCGAUUUAGAGGAACACUGUCAAAUACAUGUUAAAGUUGAGGAGACCAAUGACUUAACAGAACAGAUUUCAGAACAAUCUAAAGAUUGCAAGACAGAGCAAGACAAGAUUUUUAAAUGUGAUAUAUGUAAUAAAUCAUUUAAUGAAAGUCAGCAAUUACAAAAUCACAUCUGGAUGCACACCAAUAAAAACCCAUAUAAGUGUGGCGUGUGUGGUGAAUCUUUUAUUAAUGCCAGCCACCUGAAGCAACAUAUGGUAGCUCAUACAGGAAAAAAAAUAUAUGAGUGUGAUGUUUGUGGUAAAAGAUUAAGUUAUCUUAGCCAACUACAGACACACAUGAGAAUUCAUACAGGUGAAAGGCCUUAUAAAUGUGAUGUUUGUAGUAAAUCAUUCAUUCAGAAUAGUUAUCUACUGGUGCACAAGAGAACUCAUUCUGGCGACAAACCUUAUCAGUGUGGUAUAUGUGGCAAAUCAUUUACUACCAACAGUCCUCUACAAAACCACCUCAGAAUUCAUACUGGUGAAAAAGAUUAUAAAUGUAAUGCUUGUGGUAAAACAUUUGCCAGAAGUAAUAGUCUACAAGCACAUAUGAGAAUUCAUACUGGUGAAAAACCUUACAAGUGUAAUCAUUGUGACAAAACAUUUGCCCAAAGUAGUAGUCUACAAGCCCACAUCAAAACUACAACAGGGGUAAAAUUGUAUAAGUGUGAUGUUUGUGGUAAAUCUUUCAUUAAUCUUAGCAAUCUAAAAGGACACCAGAUAACUCAUACCGGAAUAAAACCAUAUAAAUGUGAUGUUUGUGGUAAAUCAUGCAGCCACAAAAGUCAUCUACAGAGACAUAUUAGAACGCAUACAGGCGAAAAACCAUAUAAGUGUGAUGUUUGUGGUAAAUCUUUCAGCGACACAAGUAAUCUACGGAACCACAUUAGAAAUCAUACUGAAGAACAAAUCUUACAAAUGUGAUGUUUGUGGUAAAUCUUUCAGCGACACAAGUAAUCUACGGAACCACAUUAGAAAUCAUACUGAAGAACAAAUCUUACAAAUGUGAUGUUUGUGGUAAAUCUUUCAGCGACACAAGUAAUCUACGGAACCACAUUAGAAAUCACACUGAAGAACAAAUCUUACAAAUGUGAUGUUUUUGGUAAAUGUUUUAUUACUAGGAUGGAGCUUAAAAAUACACAAAAGAACUCAUAAAAAAAGUGGUAGAAGACUACAACAACUUUCGUAAAGUAGCUGGAGAACAAAUCUUACAAAUGUGAUGUUUUUUGGUAAAUGUUUUAUUACUAGGAUGGAGCUUAAAAAUACACAAAAGAACUCAUAAAAAAGUGGUAGAAGACUACAACAACUUUCGUAAAGUAGGUCUAAAGUAGCUGGAGGCUAGUAGUCGGAGAACAUCUAAACUGGUAUCUCAGUGAUACAUAAGGGGUUCAGGAAGAAGAUGAAAUAGGUAGAAAGGCAACCCCUUUAACCAGAGAAGAUAGACGAACUCCUGGUAGAUUAUAAACUAAUUUAUUCUAAACGUUUCGAACUAAAGGUGUCCCUCAGCGGAAGGACACCUUUAGUCCGAAACAUUUAGAAUAAAUUAGUUUAUAAUCGAGGAAGGACACCUUUAGUCCAAAACAUUUAGAAUAAAUUAGUUUAUAAUCUACCAGGAGUUCGUCUAUCUUCUCUGGUUAAAGGGGUUGCCUUUCUACCUAACAGAACUCAUACUGGCGGAAAACCUUUUAAAUGUGAUGUAUGUAAUAAAUCAUUUACUACAUGUAACUGCUGUAGUCUGUAGAAACACACCAGCAGUCGUACUGGAGAACAAACAACUUUUUAACUGUUCCGUUCUCAGUAUAUUAUUCACUAACAGCAGUACUCUGUUGAAACACUCUAGGAUUCAUAUUGGAAAAAAACAUUUUAGCUGUUCUGUUUGCAGUACUCUGUUGUAGCUCUCUAUGAAUCUACUGGAGAAACCCGUUAUAAAUGUGAUGUUUGUUGUAAAUUGUUUGCAGUAGCUGGUACUCUGAAGCAUCACAUGGGAAUUCAAACUGGAAAAAACCCUUUAAACUGUGAUGUUUGUCUUAAAUAAUGUUGUUGACCUCUUUGAUGUAUUAUUGAUCUAUAAAGUUAUAAAUAA